Fusarium coffeatum is the source of this 2664-nucleotide messenger RNA. RefSeq lists its product as uncharacterized. The record is from RefSeq and is a predicted model, not a curated record. Gene Ontology annotation, cellular component: plasma membrane. The transcript has a single exon. Bases 1 to 2664 code for a protein of 887 amino acids. NCBI's taxonomy places the organism in Eukaryota, Fungi, Ascomycota, Sordariomycetes, Hypocreales, Nectriaceae.
AUGGCGAGGCUCAUUUUUGCGUAUGUCACUCUCCUUCUUUGGGUGGCCCUGGUAGCUGCUCAGUAUGACUACCACCAUGUUCUGAAGGGUUGUUAUCAGGUGAAACCACACAUGUCCUGGGCCGGAGGAUAUGCACGAACACAGCAAGAGCGCGAGAAAUGCGCGAUUGUUUGUUCUCAGAAAAACUUGCCAUUCGUUGGUUUCGGUACCACGAACUGUUUUUGCGCCAGGGUCGAACCGAGCAACAAUAAGGUCGACAUCAGCCGGUGUGAAGCCGUAGGUUUGGACGGGUGGAACGCACCCAAGACAAGAAAGGCAGACUUUGUCGAGGAUGAAGAGGUGCUUCUUUUCUUUGACACUAGCAUCCCUCGCAGCAUUCCCAUCGGAUGUUUCCAGGGCCUACCUGAGGAUGCCCAUCUUACUGAACCUGCAAUUAGCAAGCCAGAGCGUCUUGCGUGCGCUACGUCCUGCGAUAGAGAAGGCAAAGCUGCCGUUGUCUUCGCUGGUCGAAAGUGUGGAUGCAUCGAUUCCAUCCCGGAUGUUUCGAACAGGGUUGAGGACAUCAGCUGUGGUCUGGAACCUUCAGCCGAACCUUCUCGAUCCGAGCAAUUCUACAGUGUAUGGACUGCUGGACGCCGUUUCAUGACACAGAAUUAUGAGUUCAAGAUAAAUGGUCUUCUUCCAUUUGAACAGGAGGGACUAGACUAUCAGCUAUUUGAGAAAGAAGGAACGACCACUGAACUGGCUGAACAGUAUGAGGGUCCUCGACAAGCCUGCUACAGAAAUCCACCAGACGAAAACAUCAACAAGUUCAAAGAGUUCCCUGAUAACAAUCCUACUCUUUGUUAUCGCUUUUGUGAGCAGUAUGACAUGAAGUACAUCUUUUUGCGAGAUACAGGCUGCUGGUGCUCGAAUACGUACCCGCCUAAAAAGGAUGUGUACCUCAGUGGGUGGUGCAAGUGGGAAUGCCCUCGAAACCCGUUUGCUCAAUGCGGAGGUGAAAAGGCCUUCAGCGUCUAUAACCUCAAGCCCUGGAUGAGCCCUGCCUCCCCGGCUUCCCCGGCCAGAACCUCCGAGCAACAGACUAGGCAGUGCUUCUCUAUACGUCCCACAAAGGCAUCGGAGAUGCUCGGCUAUGAUGGUGGAGAGGAGUGUCUGGAACGUUGCAAGGAGGUCAGGAAACCUCUUGCGGUGAUGCAUGGCUCCUACUGCUGGUGUGCCUCGAAAUAUCCUCAUACAACAUACAAACUCGACCUCGACUCUUGCGACCUCCCUUGCGAAAACGAUAAUGGAACGUACUGUGGUGGGAACGAUGGCAUUAGACCUUAUUAUUCAACCUAUCGCACAGGUAUGCCAGGUCGUAUCGAACACCACCCUAGCCAGAGGCGCUUUGACACCCCUAUUCAAGACGAGACAACAUGGCAUGGGUGCUGGAACAAACCGCCAACUAGGCGCUACGGAUCAUAUGCCGAAUCCAACACAGUCAAGGGCUGUGCCAAUUUCUGCCGGAGGAGCGGUUUCCCCGUUGCGGCUGUACAGGAUCAUAACUGCAUCUGCGGCGAUUCUUAUCCUCCCCUUGAACAAAGAAGCCCAGAGUCCUCUUGUAACACUUCAUGCCCUGGCUUUGAGUAUGCUACCUGCGGCGGACCACAAGCCUGGAAUGUCUUGAACACGGGACUAAAGACAGACGUUCCUUAUGAUGAGUCCGAUUCCGAGAAGAAGAAUUCCGAAAGUGCUACUGUGAAUCAGAAGAUGGCGAGGCCAGACCUUUUGGGCUGCUACAACACGCAUUUCAUUACAGCUCGCGAUCGCGUAUACCUUCGUCACGACCAAGUCAAUGGAUGCGCCAGAAGGUGCAAAAGCAGAGGAAAGCCCAUUUCAGCUUUGCAGAAGGACACAUGUCUUUGCGCUGACGCGCUUCCUCAUAAAGACAGCCAGGUCGAUAAUGUCGAGUGCGACACUCCUUGUCAAGACCCCUCCAACGAAAAAUGUGGUGGGCCACGAUACUGGAGUGUCUACAACUCGGGACUGCAAACCUCCCUUGCCACUGAUUUGAAUAUGAAACCAGCAUAUGGCUGCUUCAAGUACCUCCGAUAUGCUGACGAAACUAACAAGCUCGUUCGUAUUCAUCUUCACGGUUCUGGUGGCAAUCGGAGUGGCGAUUCGUGCACCACGCGCUGCGCUGAAAAGGGCUUCCCCGUCGCCUUACGACUCAUGUCCGCAUGCUCUUGUUCGCACGAGUUGCCAGUUAUGAAGUAUAGUCUCCCCAGCGAGUCGUGCUCUUAUAAGUGUCCCAAGGAUCCCCUUGAGAUGUGUGGAGGUCCUGAUUCUGCCUACACGGUCUAUAAAACCGACGCCUACGUACCUGAUCUUCACACAGAAGAAAAGCCAAACGAUGAGAAGCACAAGGGAAAUGAUCCCGGCGCUUCCCCGGACAGCAGACCGCAGUGUUUGGAGCCUGCUUGGGAGAAAGCUUACGAUAUUUUCAACGUGGUUUCGGACAAGGCUGCUGGCUUCGCCCAAAAGAUCCAAGAUGGCUUCUUUUGGGUCCGCGAUAAAGGGCAGGAAUUGUUUGAUAUCUGUCUGUGGAACAUCAUCGUUUUCUUUUCUAAUAUUAUGUAUGGCUUGGGAUUGUGGUCGAGCGAGGGGAAUAUCGACCUGUAG